AUGGAAGACUCCAGCAGGGAUAGGACAUCCUUAGUGAAAGGGGCUAAGGACAUUGCCAAGGAGGUGAAGAAACAAACUGUGAAAAAGGUGAAUCAAGCAGUGGACCGGGCCCAGGACGGCUACACACAGAGGUCCUAUAGCCGAUUCCAAGAUGAAGAAGACGAUGAUGAUUAUUAUCCAGCAGGAGAAACCUAUGAUGGGGAAGCCAACGAUGAUGAAGGGUCAAGUGAAGCAACAGAAGGCCAUGAUGAAGAUGAUGAAAUUUAUGAAGGCGAAUAUCAGGGCAUUCCCAACCUAAACCAAGGGAAAGACAGCAUCGUGUCUAUAGGGCAGCCCAAAGGUGAGGAGUACAAGGACCGGACUGAAUUGGAAUCCGAAAGAAAAGCUGAUGAGGAAGAAUUAGCCCAGCAGUAUGAGCUAAUCAUUCAAGAAUGUGGUCAUGGACGUUUUCAGUGGGCCCUUUUCUUUGUCCUGGGGAUGGCGCUCAUGGCAGAUGGCGUGGAAGUGUUUGUGGUGGGCUUCGUACUGCCAAGUGCUGAGACAGACAUGUGCAUACCAAAUUCUGGAUCUGGAUGGCUAGGUAGCAUAGUGUACCUCGGGAUGAUGGUGGGGUCAUUCUUCUGGGGCGGAUUGGCCGACAAAGUGGGAAGGAGACAAUCUCUUCUGAUCUGCAUGUCUGUCAAUGGAUUCUUUGCCUUUCUUUCAUCAUUUGUCCAGGGUUAUGGCUUCUUUCUCUUCUGUCGCUUACUUUCUGGAUUUGGGAUUGGAGGAUCUGUGCCAACCGUCUUUUCCUAUUUUGCUGAAGUGCUUGCGCGGGAGAAACGAGGGGAACACCUGAGCUGGCUCUGCAUGUUCUGGAUGAUUGGGGGCAUCUAUGCCUCAGCCAUGGCUUGGGCCAUUAUCCCUCACUAUGGAUGGAGCUUUAGCAUGGGUUCUGCCUAUCAGUUUCACAGCUGGCGGGUCUUCGUGAUUGUCUGCGCUCUCCCCUGUGUCUCCUCUGUGGUGGCCCUCACUUUCAUGCCGGAAAGUCCCAGGUUCUUGUUGGAGGUUGGGAAACAUGAUGAAGCUUGGAUGAUUUUGAAGCAAAUCCAUGACACUAAUAUGAGAGCACGUGGCCAGCCCGAGAAAGUCUUCACUGUGAACAGAAUCAAAACUCCAAAGCAGAUCGAUGAAUUAAUUGAAAUUGAGAGUGACACAGGAACCUGGUACAAGAGGUGCUUUGUUCGAAUCCGCACAGAAUUGUAUGGAAUCUGGUUGACUUUUAUGAGAUGUUUUAACUAUCCAGUUAAGGAGAAUACACUGAAGCUGACAGCAGUUUGGUUCACCUUGUCUUUUGGGUACUAUGGAUUGUCUGUCUGGUUCCCUGAUGUCAUUAAGCAUCUGCAGUCCGAUGAAUAUGCAGCCCAAGUGAGAAAUAUUGGCAGAGAAAGAGUAGCCAAUUUUACUCUCAACUUCACCUUGGAAAAUCAGAUCCACACCAAUAUCGAAUACGACAAUGGCAGGUUCAUGGGGAUGAAGUUCAAAUCUGUGACUUUUAAAGACUCUGUUUUUAAGAGCUGCAUCUUUGAGGAUGUGACCUCCCUGAACACCUACUUCAGGAACUGUACAUUUAUUGACACAGUUUUUGACAACACAGAUUUUGAGCCAUUUAAAUUCAUUGACAGCGAAUUUAAAAACUGCACGUUUUUGCGUAAUAAAACCGGAUGUCAGAUCAGCUUUGAUGACGACUAUAGCGCCUACUGGAUUUACUUUGUUAACUUCCUGGGUACCCUGGCAGUGUUGCCAGGGAACAUCGUAUCUGCACUGUUGAUGGACAGGAUUGGACGUUUAACCAUGCUAGGUGGCUCCAUGGUACUUUCUGGGAUUAGCUGCUUUUUCCUGUGGUUUGGUACCAGUGAAUCCAUGAUGAUAGGCAUGCUAUGUCUGUAUAAUGGCCUGACCAUUUCGGCCUGGAACUCCCUGGAUGUGGUCACCGUGGAACUCUACCCAACGGACAGAAGGUCAACAGGUUUUGGCUUCUUGAAUGCUCUAUGCAAAGCAGCAGCUGUGCUUGGAAACUUAAUAUUCGGCUCCCUCGUUGGUAUCACCAAAGCCAUCCCUAUUCUACUAGCUUCUACUGUGCUCGUGUGUGGAGGCUUGGUGGGACUCCGGCUGCCUGACACAAGAACCCAGGUUUUGAUGUAA
Molecule: messenger RNA, 2184 nt
Organism: Trichosurus vulpecula (common brushtail)
Lineage: Eukaryota; Metazoa; Chordata; Mammalia; Diprotodontia; Phalangeridae
Gene: SV2C
Product: synaptic vesicle glycoprotein 2C
Exons: 12
Coding region: 1-2184 (727 amino acids)
Biological process (GO): chemical synaptic transmission; transmembrane transport
Cellular component (GO): membrane
Molecular function (GO): transmembrane transporter activity
Source: RefSeq, a predicted model, not a curated record